This is a messenger RNA of Myotis lucifugus (little brown bat), 1041 nucleotides long. RefSeq names its product leucine rich repeat containing 55 (gene LRRC55). Gene Ontology annotation, molecular function: potassium channel activator activity; voltage-gated potassium channel activity; transmembrane transporter binding. Lineage: Eukaryota; Metazoa; Chordata; Mammalia; Chiroptera; Vespertilionidae. Bases 1 to 1041 code for a protein of 346 amino acids. Gene Ontology annotation, cellular component: voltage-gated potassium channel complex. The transcript has 2 exons. The record is from RefSeq and is a predicted model, not a curated record.
AUGACACCCCUGCUCAGAAGCCCCACCCUCCAGGGCUCUAGGCCCCGAUGUCGCUGCCUUCCUGUGCCACUGACUCUUGAUUCUAUGGACACAGCCCCAGCCCCUGUGGGCUCCAUUCAGCACUGCCGUUGCCAGCUGCCUAAGAUGGGUGAUACCUGGUCCCAGCUACCCUGGCCUGGGCCCCCCAACCCAGCCGUGUUCCUGGUCUCCCUCCUCUUAGCAGCUGGGGUGAUGCACUCAGACGCGGGCACCAGCUGCCCCGUCCUUUGCACAUGCCAUAACCAGGUGGUGGAUUGCAGCAGCCAACGGCUAUUCUCCGUGCCCCCAGACCUGCCAAUGGACAUGCGCAACCUCAGCCUGGCCCACAACCGCAUCGCCACUGUGCCGCCGGGCUACCUCACGUGCUACAUGGAGCUCAGGGUGUUGGAUUUACGCAACAACUCCUUGAUCGAGCUGCCCCCAGGCCUCUUCCUCCAUGCCAAGCGCUUGGCACACCUGGAUCUGAGCUACAACAACCUCAGCCACGUGCCAGCCGACAUGUUCCAGGAAGCCCAUGGCCUGGUGCACAUCGACCUGAGCCACAACCCGUGGUUGCGCAGGGUGCACCCGCAGGCCUUCCAGGGCCUGAUGCAGCUCCGAGACCUGGACCUCAGCUAUGGGGGUCUGGCCUUCCUCAGCCUCGAGGCUCUGGAAGGCUUGCCAGGGCUGGUGACCCUGCAGAUCAGCGGCAACCCCUGGGUGUGCGGCUGCACCAUGGAGCCCCUGCUGAAGUGGCUGCGAAACCGGAUCCAGCGCUGUACCUCAGAUUCUCAGCUGGCUGAGUGCCGGGGCCCCCCUGAAGUUGAGGGUGCCCCACUCUUCUCCCUCACUGAAGAGAGCUUCAAGGCUUGUCACCUGACCUUGACCCUGGAUGAUUAUCUCUUCAUUGCAUUCGUGGGCUUCGUAGUAUCCAUCGCAUCUGUGGCCACCAAUUUCCUCCUGGGCAUCACAGCCAACUGCUGCCACCGUUGGAGCAAAGCCAGUGAAGAGGAAGAGAUUUGA